This is a messenger RNA of Linum tenue, 479 nucleotides long. NCBI's taxonomy places the organism in Eukaryota, Viridiplantae, Streptophyta, Magnoliopsida, Malpighiales, Linaceae. The record is from the annotation of a GenBank genome assembly.
AUUUGGGCAGUGAAAUUGAUCGGACUGCCAUCCAACGAGGUUUGAUAGCGGAAGGUUGAAGAAGGUGCCAACUUUGGAGAUCAAGUAGAGCGUUUCAGGUCACGAAAUGGCAAGAGAUAGUUGCUUGGCUCGUGUGACUGCCGGUGUCGCCGUUGGCGGUGCUGUCGGUGGGGCUGUCGGUGCUGUUUAUGGAACUUAUGAGGCCAUUAGACAUAAGGUGCCGGGACUCCUGAAAAUUAGGUACAUUGGGCAAACUACAGUUGGAAGUGCUGCAAUUUUCGGUCUCUUCUUGGGAGCAGGAAGCUUGAUACAUUGCGGAAAAUCAUACUGACCGAGCUCUGUUAAUCUAUUUUGCUAAUAAUUGUCAAAGGUUGUCCGGAAUUUCUCUUCGAGGGUUAAUAUUCGCUUCUUUUUUGGGGAUAUUAGUUUCCUUGUUGGCGAGACAAUGCCCCUGUUACUUUCUGUGUUUGCCUCUUGUU